AUGGUUGACGGAUUGGAGAUACUGCACGCACCAAAUACUACUACAACCCGCCUUCUACAGAACCCAUUUGACGCCGGGAUAUGGUCAAAUUACACCCGAGAUUUUAAGGAAACCGAGACACCCCCGGCAUGGCAGACAUGGCUCUUCGGGAUGCUAAUCAUCAGCGGUUGCUCAUUUUCGGCCCCACUUGGCAUCCUGUUAAUGCCGCUGUUCAGCAAGAGGCUUUAUGAGAGGAUUAUGACCUUCUUAAUCGCGCUUGGCAUAGGUGCCCUCACCGGUUCCACGAUGUUCGUGAUGAUACCACAGGCCUUCAGCCUGGUCGAGCUCGGGCCGGAAAAUGACGAUAAAGUCAAGUGCUGGAUCAUCAUCUGCGCAUUGUACGCGUUCUUGGCUGUGGACCGUAUUUUAAUGUAUGGUAUCUUGGUGAAAAAGAAACGCGCAAAUCAUCGCAAAAUCCACGUCAGCACGAUUGAAAGUAUCCUAUCGAGGCAGAAUAGUGUUGUGGAUAGACAAAGUGAGGUCGAAAGUGAGGCUGAUGAGAGGGAGGCGAUUAUGGUUGAGCUCGAAGUCGCCAUGAUUAACAACGAUUUGACUAGGCGGCUAUCCACCAGAAGACAAAUCGCUAUGCUACAAACAAAUGAUCGGCUCGAGGGGCGUUCCCCGCCACUCCGCUUCAUGACACCAACAGAAGAACAUAAGAAAUCAUCUGGCUCGCUUGAAAAUUUGACCCACAAUGGAAUGGCUCCCCAGAUAUUGAUUAAUGGCAAGAAGAUGGGAACUAAAAACAAGGACGAUCAAAUCUCGGUCGACAUUAAUAUUGUGGAGAAGAAGGUAAUCCGGUCACCGAAAGAUGAGAUUGCUAAUGUCGCCUACAUGAUAAUUUUUGGGUCUAGCGCUAACAAUUUUGUCGACGGGAUGUCGGUUGGGGCCGCCUUCGCCGACGACAUCAUGAACGGGUUCAGCGUCGGAUCGGCUAUUCUCACUAAUCAAUUUCCCCAGGAAUUAGGAACCUUGGCUAUCUUAAUCAACUCAGGACUGGGCUACAAGAAAGCCCUGCUAUUUAAUUUGAUCCCUAUCGUUCUGUCUUACAUUGGGUUUGGCGUUGGCGUGAUUUUGGAUCGGGUAAAUGAAAGCUACGAUGAUUACAUCUUUGCCCUUUCCGCUGGGAUGUAUUUGUAUAUUUUUCUGGGGACUUUGAUCCCCGAAAUUCGGGACGCAUGCCAAGAAUUGGCAAAGGAAAAUUUGAAGGAAUCACUGCUGGUUACUGUAUUACAGGUACUUGGAAUCGUUGUCGGAAUCGGGUUUGUGUUUAUGAUGGGUGAACUGAAAUCGUCAUCU
Messenger RNA from Mesorhabditis spiculigera, 1338 nucleotides. The record is from the annotation of a GenBank genome assembly. Lineage: Eukaryota; Metazoa; Nematoda; Chromadorea; Rhabditida; Rhabditidae.